Molecule: messenger RNA, 1626 nt
Organism: Carassius gibelio (silver crucian carp)
Lineage: Eukaryota; Metazoa; Chordata; Actinopteri; Cypriniformes; Cyprinidae
Gene: casp9
Product: caspase 9, apoptosis-related cysteine peptidase
Exons: 10
Coding region: 236-1531 (431 amino acids)
Biological process (GO): proteolysis; regulation of apoptotic process; intrinsic apoptotic signaling pathway in response to DNA damage
Cellular component (GO): cytoplasm
Source: RefSeq, a predicted model, not a curated record
CAAGCCCCGAGAGAGCGUGACGUCAUCGCCAGCAAGUUGUAAACAAGGAAGAGAAUAAGCGCCGAGCGAGCAGAGGUCUGUUUUGUGUUGAUUAAGUCAAUUCAGCUCAGUUCAAGCUUCAUUAUUUUUUGCGUGUUUACUGUAUAUUACUCCCAAAAAUUAAUUAAACAAAGAUUUCGUCAUAUUAAAAACGUCUCAUAGCCAAAAACACAUUUAAUAUCGGAUUAUUGGUAAAAUGGACCCCAAACACAGACUGAUACUUCAGAGGAACAGGCGUAAUCUAGUCAAGGCAUUAAAUCCUAAAGACAUCUACGAUGGACUUUUGUCAAAGGGGGUCUUCACCCAGGACAUGAUCGAUGAAAUACAGAGCAAGAUAACAAGACGUGACCAAGCCAGGCAACUGGUGAUAGACUUAGAGACGAGAGGAAGUCGGGCAUUUCCAGCAUUCCUGGAGUGUCUGCGUGAAACUGACCAACAAGACCUCGCAGAGCUCCUUCAGUGUGGAGAUGGUGCUCGUCUGUCUCCUUCUGUCCCCAUACAGCCUUCGCCGAUCCCUUUGCCAGUCCAAAAUCCAGUAUAUACAGAAAAACCAGACAGGCCUGAUUAUACUCCAUCUCAGUUAGAACUAGUAAGACCAGAUCGACUCCCUCUGCCCAAGCCUCUUACCCCAUCUCCUGUGUUGGUGAGACCAACCAGGCCGAGGAAAGACAGUAUACAGUGCUAUAAGAUGGAUGCCAGUCCAUGUGGGAUCUGCCUGAUUAUAAACAAUGUGGAUUUUGACCCAGACUGUGAUCUAAAAGAUCGAAAGGGGUCCGACAUUGACAGCGACAAGAUGGAGAAACGAUUUAAAGCUCUCAACUUUGAGGUUAUUGCAAAAAGGAACUUGAAGUACAAACACAUAAGACACGAGAUGUCAUCUUUAGCAAAGAGGGAUCAUUCUGCGUAUGACUGCUGUGUGGUGAUCAUCCUUUCACAUGGUACUGAGGCAAACCACAAUCGUUUUCCCGGAGCAGUUCAUGGUGUUGACGGACCAGCUGUCCCAGUUCAGUUAAUCACAAACUACCUCAACGGCCAGCACUGUCCUUCUCUGCAGGGCAAGCCCAAACUGUUCUUCAUCCAGGCCUGUGGAGGAGGUGAGAAGGACACAGGUUUUGAGGUUUCUCCUGAUGAGAUGGAGCCCUCUUUUGGUGGGAUAGAUGACCAGACGGAUGCUAUUCCCAUGUCCUCCAGCAGUGACUCUCUCAGCACGUCUGAUGAACUUGAUGCUCGGGCCAGUUUGCCCACACCCAGCGACAUCCUGGUGUCCUACUCAACCUUUCCAGGCUACGUCUCCUGGAGGGACACACUGGCCGGAUCCUGGUAUGUGGAGAAUCUUGAUCGUGUGCUUGAGGAGAAUGCUGCCACCGAUGAUCUGGUGACCAUGCUAAUGAUGGUAAAUGAUGCAGUCUCCCAGAUAUCUGCCAAAGGCCUGUAUAAGCAAAUGCCCGGAUCUUUCAACUUCCUCCGAAAACUUCUCUACUUUCAGUCAUGAUCACUUUUUUUUUUUGGCUGCAGUGGGAACACUACCAUGUCCUUGAUAAAAUGUGAUUAAAAAAUAAUAAUAAUAAAAAAACAUUUCAUUUCAAA